CGAUUAUAUUACCGGAUAACAACAAUUUCCAAUAUGGCGUCAAACGAAAACAGCUUCGGGAAUCGAAAGAAACACAGGUUUGACCUACCACCCCCGCUUAACACUGACGCGACAAGUUUUAAUCAGACAACUUAUGGUGAUCAAGAGGACAGAUAUUCAUCAAAUGUAACUGACACAACAACUCCCGAGUAUAAAAACGCACGGGAGUACGCCAGGGCACUUCAGCCAUGGCUCUAUCAAUACAGACUCUGGAACUUUCUCAGUUCGACACCCUCCAUGUUUCCUUAUCAAAUGAUGAACUGUAUGCAUCCUAUGAGCCCGUUAACCGGCUCUCAGCCGAUCUUGAGGGGGGUACCAACCCCACUGUCGACAGGUAUCCCUCAAGCUCAGAUGCCCGGGGGAAGAAGCCAGACCCCGCCCACUUUCGGAGGUCGGGCACGGAUGACGCCAAAUACAAACAUCGUACGAGGUACAGAGUAUAUUAUCCCGUCUUUGUGGAAAAGAGUCCUGGCAGAGCUGGUUGACUUUGCAGUGUUAUUCUACAUGAAGAUAAUUGUCACUGUUUUAAUACUGAGGCAGAUGGGUUACCUACGCGACGACAAUAACAUAUUAGACGUACACCUAGACCUCAUGCCUGUGCUGGAUUUUGCAAAAGUAGACCUGGAUGAAGCCCUGAAUUUCACAUCUGAAAUAAUUGCACUGGAAAUUGUUAAUCGUGUUUUCAUAACACUUUUCGAGACGCUGUGUAUACGACAAGGAUAUGGCUCAGUAGGUGGCGCCACUCCAGGGAAAAGGAUUCUGGGACUGAAGGUGGUGUCCUGUGAGGAAGUAAUUGUACCGGCUAACUUUAGGAACGGCCGGGUGAUCGUCAUUCCAGCGCAAAAUGUGGGCAUGGUCAGUGCCUUGGUCCGAUCAACUAUCAAAAAUUUUACAAUGGCCUUUUUAUUUCCGGCCUGUUUCACCGUUUUCUUUUUCCGACAUAGUAGAGCAGCUUACGAUGUGAUUGCAAAGACAAUAGUAGUUCAAGCUCCAGCUCCACAUAUACAUCAACAUCAUCAGCCUCCACAGUGACCGGCUUCAAAUAUCAC
Messenger RNA from Mizuhopecten yessoensis (Yesso scallop), 1088 nucleotides. RefSeq names its product protein FAM8A1-like. Lineage: Eukaryota; Metazoa; Mollusca; Bivalvia; Pectinida; Pectinidae. The coding region runs from base 34 to 1071 and encodes 345 amino acids. The record is from RefSeq and is a predicted model, not a curated record. The transcript is spliced from 5 exons.